AUGGACCGGCUGCGGGAUUCGCUGGUGUCUCCUGUCUCCUCAGGGCCAGCCCCACCAGCCGGGCGAGACGGAGACGAUGUGUCUUGCUAUUUCCUUCGGUUGAACGGCGAUCCUCCUCCUCCGGGGCUUCCUCCAGAGACGUCGAGCCUUCAGGUCGCGUGUAUCCUUACUGGUGUAGCUUGCUUCGCAGAGGUUCUCAGCCGACAGACCCGUUUCGGGGCUGCCCUGUCGAGUUCCCUAAUAAGCUUCCUAACUGCGGCCGCUGUCAGCAACGCGUUCCCUGAGCUCCUUCCAGCACACUCCCCAGUCUAUGACGCCGCAUGGAGCGUCCUUGUACCAGUUAUUCUUGUUCUUCUCAUCACGAGCGUCGUCUUGGAUACACCGGGCCCAGCUGUCGCCGCAUCAUCAACUCCCUACGAGGAUGCCUCCUCCAGUUGGGCAUCGAGCCAAAAGUGUCCUCACCAUUCCAGUGAGACAACACCUGCGUGUAAAGGCGCGGAUGCUCCCUGCAGUUCCACGUCAUCAGAUACAGGCAGCAACCAGCUCCUAGUGGGGGACUUCUCAUCCUUGUCCCUUUCUUCGAUCUCUGCGUCGUCUCCUUCACACUCUGUCUCGCAGUCCCCUCCCCUGUCUCCCAGCGAGCUGAGCCGCGAGAGUGCUUCCACGAACACAGAUGGAGCACGCUGUUUCCAGACUGUCGGCGUCGCCUUCACGCUUGGAGCCGCCGCGACGCUUCUGAGCGUCGCAGCCACAUACCACAUCGUCUUAAUUCUGAUCUCCUCAUACUCCUGGUGUCUCGGGGCAUUUCACUUGACUCGCCACGUUGCGGCGAUGUGCGCCGCCUGCACUGCCGCUACCUACAUUGGGGGAAGCAUCAACUUCUACGCGGUCGCCAAGGCGCUCGGGGUGCCUGGCCAUAUUUUAGGCGGCCUCAGCGCGGCAGAUCUCUUUUUGUCCGGCAUAUACACCGCUGUUCUCUCGGUAUUAGCGAGACACGUCGCUUUCCUACAACAUAUCUUUCCCGACCGCGGUCCUCGCCGACUGGAUGCGCGACCCACACACACUCGAAGUGCAUCCAACAAAGACCUGCCUGUGGAUGCGUCCGCUCCCCCUUUCGCGAUCGCGGAAGCUCAACCGUCUCCAGCGCUCCGCAUUGCCAGUAUUGCAUUCUGCGCAGCGUAUGCGACACUCGUCAAAUGGCUGGCCUACGGACUCGAGCUCUCGCUUUACAGAAUUACUUGUGUGCCCUUGCAAGGCGCAGACACCUUGGCAGUUUCUCUGGUGGCCUUUGCAUGCGCACGCAUUGUAGAAUCUAGCCUACGGCGGGAAAAAAAACAAAACGUGAAGAUGGCGGCGGUCUGGCGAGACUUCUGUGAGCAAGACGCAGAGCGUCGCAACCUCUUUGAGCUCAUAGAAGAGGCUGCGCGAUCAUUCGGCGCCGUGGCAAACGCCGCGCAAGCGCUUUUCUUCGCGGCAAUUGGGGCUGGUGCACGCCUAUCCGACGUCGCCACAAUUGGACCGGCAAUAUUUGGUUUCACCCUUGCCAGCCUUGUCGGGCACCUAUUUGCCCAUUUAAUUCUCUGCCACCUCUUCAACACUCUCGCGCGACAGAAGAACCCUUCGUAUGCAAUUCCGUUGGACGAUUGUUUGGUCGCCAGUGAAGCAAAUAUCGGCGGCCCUGGUACCGCCGCAACUCUUGCAGGUACAAUGCUACGGCGUCCAGAUCUGAUCAUGCCAGCGGUCGUUUGGGGCACUGUAGGCUACCUGGUAGCCACCAGCAUCGGCAUCGAGCUGUUCAGCUUUCUAACAGCAUCAUAA
Molecule: messenger RNA, 1818 nt
Organism: Besnoitia besnoiti
Lineage: Eukaryota; Apicomplexa; Conoidasida; Eucoccidiorida; Sarcocystidae
Exons: 4
Coding region: 1-1818 (605 amino acids)
Source: RefSeq, a predicted model, not a curated record